This is a messenger RNA of Procambarus clarkii (red swamp crayfish), 2529 nucleotides long. The record is from RefSeq and is a predicted model, not a curated record. Lineage: Eukaryota; Metazoa; Arthropoda; Malacostraca; Decapoda; Cambaridae.
AUGGUGGUGGACGAGUCGACGCUGGUCACCCUGCUGCUGACGUCCCACCCGUCCGACCCCUUCACGCGAAGCCCUCUGGACCACGGCUCCUACAGUCGCCUGCCAGACCUCCAGGCCGACAUUAUUGCUUGGAAGAAAUCUACCAUUGGAGUUAGCUGUAGCGAGAGUGAUGUCAAUAGCGACAGUAUUAAUGACUAUGAGAUCAUGAGAGAGAACGACAGCACCGCCAGGAACAUUGACAUAGACUAUAUCGACAGCACUGAUGUAGACAUGGACAGUUGUGAACUACGCAAAUUGCUUUUGCAGUUUUCAAAUCCUAUGCGAUUAUUAUUGCUUCAAUGUACGUGCAUAGUUGAGGCAGUUGAAAGUGGGAAGGUUUGCGAUGUUGUGUACCUUGACUUUAGCAAAGCUAUUGACACAGUGCCCCAUGAAAGACUGAUUAAAAAGUUAGAGGCUCACUUUGGAUCACGGGCGGAGGCGGGUGUCACAGCGGGCGGAGGCGGGUGUCACAGCGGGCGGAGGCGGGUGUCACAGCGGGCUGAGGCUGGUGUCACAGCGGGCGGAGGCGGGUGUCACAGCGGGCGGAGGCGGGUGUCACAGCGGGCGGAGGCAGUUGUCACAGCGGGCGGAGGCGAGUGUCACAGCGGGCGGAGGCGGGUGUCACAGCGGGCGGAGGCGGGUGUCACAGCGGGCGGAGGCAGGUGUCACAGCGGGCGGAGGCAGGUGUCACAGCGGGCGGAGGCAGGUGUCACAGCGGGCGGAGGCAGGUGUCACAGCGGGCGGAGGCAGGUGUCACAGCGGGCGGAGGCGGGUGUCACAGCGGGCGGAGGCGGGUGUCACAGCAGGCGGAGGCAGUUGUCACAGCGGGCGGAGGCGGGUGUCACAGCGGGCGGAGGCGGGUGUCACAGCGGGCGGAGGCAGGUGUCACAGCGGGCGGAGGCGGGUGUCACAGCGGGCGGAGGCAGGUGUCACAGCGGGCGGAGGCAGUUGUCACGGCGGGUGUCACAGCGGGCGGAGGCGGGUGUCACAGCGGGCGGAGGCAGGUGUCACAGCGGGCGGAGGCAGGUGUCACAGCGGGCGGAGGCAGGUGUCACAGCGGGCGGAGGCAGGUGUCACAGCGGGCGGAGGCGGGUGUCACAGCGGGCGGAGGCGGGUGUCACAGCGGGCGGAGGCGGGUGUCACAGCGGGCGGAGGCAGGUGUCACAGCGGGCGGAGGCAGGUGUCACAGCGGGCGGAGGCAGGUGUCACAGCGGGCGGAGGCGGGUGUCACAGCGGGCUGAGGCGGGUGUCACAGCGGGCGGAGGCGGGUGUCACAGCGGGCGGAGGCGGGUGUCACAGCGGGCGGAGGCGGGUGUCACAGCGGGCGGAGGCGGGUGUCACAGCGGGCGGAGGCGGGUGUCACAGCGGGCGGAGGCGGGUGUCACAGCGGGCGGAGGCAGUUGUCAUGGCGGGUGUCACAGCGGGCUGAGGCAGGUGUCACAGCGGGCGGAGGCGGGUGUCACAGCGGGCGGAGGCGGGUGUCACAGCGGGCGAAGGCAGGUGUCACAGCGGGCGGAGGCAAGUGUCACAGCGGGCGGAGGCAGUUGUCACGGCGGGUGUCACAGCGGGCGGAGGCGGGUGUCACAGCGGGCGGAGGCGGGUGUCACAGCGGGCGAAGUCAGGUGUCACAGCGGGCGGAGGCAAGUGUCACAGCGGGCGGAGGCAGUUGUCACGGCGGGUGUCACAGCGGGCGGAGGCGGGUGUCACAGCGGGCGGAGGCAGGUGUCACAGCGGGCGGAGGCGGGUGUCACAGCGGGCGGAGGCAGGUGUCACAGCGGGCGGAGGCAGGUGUCACAGCGGGCGGAGGCAGGUGUCACAGCGGGCGGAGGCAGGUGUCACAGCGGGCGGAGGCAGGUGUCACAGCGGGCGGAGGCAGGUGUCACAGCGGGCGGAGGCGGGUGUCACAGCGGGCGGAGGCAGUUGUCAUGGCGGGUGUCACAGCGGGCUGAGGCAGGUGUCACAGCGGGCGGAGGCGGGUGUCACAGCGGGCGAAGGCAGGUGUCACAGCGGGCGGAGGCAAGUGUCACAGCGGGCGGAGGCAGUUGUCACGGCGGGUGUCACAGCGGGCGGAGGCGGGUGUCACAGCGGGCGGAGGCGGGUGUCACAGCGGGCGAAGGCAGGUGUCACAGCGGGCGGAGGCAAGUGUCACAGCGGGCGGAGGCAGUUGUCACGGCGGGUGUCACAGCGGGCGGAGGCGGGUGUCACAGCGGGCGGAGGCAGGUGUCACAGCGGGCGGAGGCGGGUGUCACAGCGGGCGGAGGCAGGUGUCACAGCGGGCGGAGGCAGGUGUCACAGCGGGCGGAGGCAGGUGUCAGAGCGGGCGGAGGCAGGUGUCACAGCGGGCGGAGGCAGGUGUCACAGCGGGCGGAGGCAGGUGUCACAGCGGGCGGAGGCAGGUGUCACAGCGGGCGGAGGCAGGUGUCACAGCGGGCGGAGGCAGGUGUCACAGCGGGCGGAGGCGGGUGUCACAGCGGGCGGAGGCGGGUGUGA